Humulus lupulus (European hop) is the source of this 1740-nucleotide messenger RNA. RefSeq lists its product as uncharacterized. Bases 62 to 511 code for a protein of 149 amino acids. The transcript is spliced from 3 exons. NCBI's taxonomy places the organism in Eukaryota, Viridiplantae, Streptophyta, Magnoliopsida, Rosales, Cannabaceae. The record is from RefSeq and is a predicted model, not a curated record.
CUCCCUCUUUCUCUCGCAUGCUCUCUGCUAGACCCGAACGACGACGGCAGGGGCUCCGGGAAUGGUGGUCGACGGCGGCAGGGGGCUCGGGGCUUGGCUCGACAGCAACGACUGGUGGCUCAGGGUUGGGCUUGACAACAAUGACUGGUGGCUCGGGGGCUGGGCUCGACGACGGGUGGGGGUUCUCGGGUCUGGGCUCGACGGCGCAGGGGCUGGGCAGAGGGAUGGGCUCUCCUAUCUCUCCAUGAAUACAAACCCAUUUCAGCUCAAGAUCUGUUCCAUUUUCAAGGGAAAUUUUUUGGUGAAAAUAGCUUCUCUCUCAGAUGCUCUAUCUCUCUCAUAUCAGACAAUUAUAGAACCUGGCUUCACAUUUAUGGCUGCUAAUUUUGAUGGAAUACUUGGACUUGGAUUUCAAGAGAUCUUGGUUGGAAAUGUUGUUCAGGUAAAUCUAUCUAUCUCAACCUCUAAACAUGCUGUAAAACUUCAAUUGAAUAUUCAAUCCAUGUUGUAAAAUGUUUAAUGAGAUUUAUAACCUCCUAAUAAUAAAGUAUUAUAACUUAACUUGUGGAUUUUUCUUAGCAGUUAUGGUAAUGAAUUGCCCUGUUUCUCUCUUUUGUGAAAUGAGAUUUAUAACCAUUUAUUUUGACUUAUCUUUUGUUUUGCAAUAGGAAAGGGAUGACUAAAGUGUGAUAAGUGCUUUUACGAGUGCUUUUUCUAUAUACACAUAUUAGGUCUACUUGCACCCAACAUUUGAUGUCAAAUUAAUGAUAUAAAUUAUUUACUCUUAUUAUAGCUGACAUCCAUCAUAUAGUAUUGUAAUUGAUUCUCUUUGCAAAAUGGAGAAAACUUAAAGAGUUAUAUGAACUGAUGUUAUCGAACAGGGUUCUACCAGAUUCACUUUGAUCGAAGGCUAUAUGAAGGUUGUUAAAACACAAGUGUUAAUACAGAGUUCUCAUCAUAUAGUUUAUGUUCCAUAAUUAGCAUUAUACAAAAUAGGUAAUAAGUGGUUGCAUUACCCAGUUUGAUUGUGUUGUGUGUACCAAGACAUGAGAAAUCAAGUACAACAAAGGAUAACAUAUAUAAUUCAAUCAGAAAGGUACUUCAGUAAGUUGUAAUUCACUUAAAUCAUCCAAUUAUCUUUGCUUUGCUUUGCAGUAUCAAUAAGCUUUUAAUUCCUAGUAGUUUGAAAUUCUUUGCAAUGCUUUGUCUUAGGUUUUGUUUUGUGGAGAAAUUAUUAACUUAGAUUGAUUGAUCAACAAAAUUAGUCCUUACAAUAUCUUUUUUCUUUAUUUAAUUAAUGCAUGUAAUUUUACUGAUUUUUCCUAUAUUUAAAAUGCUGGGUUGUAAAUUCUUUUCAGAUGGUUGGCUCUCAUCAUUUUACUGAUUUUUUUUUCUUGUUCAUCUUACGCUUAAACUUUUUCCUUUUUCUUUUGGCAGCUACAAGACAAUUCAAAAUCUUCUUCAAGAGAAGUGGAAGUGAAGUUUCAACUCACUAAAGAUACACUUGAUGCUGUGUUGAGGUCAAUGACUUACAUUAAUGAUCAUCUCUCUGGAAUGGUAAGCUAAGCUGGAUGUUUUUCAUUGACAAUAUUAGGCUUUCAUACUAGUUAGUAGUUUGGAUUCUUUCUUUUGAUAAACAAAUGCAUGCAUUCUUUCUUUGUUGCAUUAUAACUUUAAAUUGACAUUCAUAUGAAGUGUAUUUUGCUUAUGCUUUAAUGGCUUUAUACUUGUGUUUCACUA